Messenger RNA from Caenorhabditis auriculariae, 516 nucleotides. The record is from the annotation of a GenBank genome assembly. Lineage: Eukaryota; Metazoa; Nematoda; Chromadorea; Rhabditida; Rhabditidae.
AUGACGUCAUUCAACCCCAAUUUCCAGAUGCGCGGCGACAGUUUAUUCGGCCAACGUGAUCGCCAGAAAAGGAUGUUUUCGGCGAACUGGCCCGAAAAACAGUUGGGACUUGGGAGACAGCCAGACGGCGCGAGCAAAGCCGACGCUACCUUAAAAAGACGCCAAACGCGGUUUGUGGCAUGGUGUUUUCUUCUGUUCUUUCCUUUCCACUUCUUGUGGACGUUCUUUUUAUUUUUAUUUUGUAAACUUUACUCACCUUCCGAAUUCCAGAAAAUGAUUUCUACCAGUCUCCUUCUCCUGGUGCUUCUCCUCGCUCUCAUCAUGAUCGCCGAAGCUCAAUGGGGAUGUGAGUUUCUUUCGACUUUUUUCUUUCAUAAACUGUUCGCAUUUCCAGAUCCCUACGGCGGAUACGGUGGAUACGGUGGCUACUACCGUCGUCCGUGGUGGCGCCGACGCAUGUACGGUUAUGGCUAUGGUGGAUAUGGCGGCUACGGCGGCUGGGGCUACGGAAAGUAA